GGUUUCUCCACUGUAGCAUUCAGUUGGAGUGUGUCUCGUGUGUGAGAGGAGAUUUCGUAUUCACAGUGUGUGUUUGAGAGAGAGAAGAUUUCUCUGAUUUUGUCAGUCGACAUGGAUCGUCCGGACAGAAGGCUGGCAGUGACUCUUCUCCUCUUCUCAUUCAUCUCGUUCUCCACUCAGAAAACCUCAAUCUCCUGGUGUGUAGUGUCGGAGGCAGAGGAGCAGAAGUGUCUGGAUCUGGCUGGGAGUGCUACAGCCCGGAAUAUCAGAGGAACGCUGCUGUGUGUCCGUGGCCAGAGUCCCACAGACUGUAUGGAGAAGAUCAAGAAUGGUACAGCAGAUGCAGCAGCCAUGUUUGCUGAUGACAUCUACACAGCUGGCUGGUGCUUUGGACUAGAACUGGCUGCUGGAGAGUCUUACAACGGAGUGGAUGGUAUCAGCUACUAUGUUGUAGCUCUGGCUCGUCGCUCCUCCAGUGACCUGUCCCUGUUGGAGAUGCAUGAACGCAGCUCCUGUCACCCAGGGAUCCGUACCACGGUGGGCUGGACUGUUCCUAUUGGAUUCCUGGUCAACACCUCACAGAUCAGUGUCGAUGAACAAUGCAACUUUCCUAAAGCGGUGGGGGACUUCUUUGGCUACAGCUGUGUACCAGGAGUAAAGGACAGAGAACACGACCCCAGAGGAAGCAACCCUAAGAACCUGUGUGAAGCCUGCAUAGGAGACGACAACGAGAGACAUAUAUGUGUUAACAAUCACCGAGAGAGACACUAUGGAGAGGCUGGGGCACUGAGGUGUGUGGCUGAGAAUUUGGGCGAUGUGGCAUUUGUCAAACACACCACCAUUUUUGACAACAUGGAUGGCAACAAUAUGGAAUCAUGGGCCAUGGACCUGGAACUGGAGGACCUGAAGCUGCUGUGCCCGGAUGGCAGUGAGGCCGGGCCGUUUGACCAUGAGACGUGUCACCUGGCUGUGGUACCAGCUAACGCUGUGGUGGUACGCCUAGAGGACAAGUGUAGAGUCUGGAAAUACCUGGAACGCUUACAGAAUGCGUUUGGGAACACCACCAUGUUCAGCUCAGUGGGCUACACCCAAUCAGAUCUCCUGUUUUCUGACUCCACCCACCACCUGCUCAGGGUUGUGGGUAGUUACACUUCCUGGUUGGGUCCCUCAUACACCACGGUCCUGCAGGCCUUCGAGUGUGAAAGUUUGUGCUGAUCCUUCUAGAAAGAAAUCAACCAGCAUCCUCUCCAUCUCUCCCCUCACUAUCUCUCCACCUCUUUCUUUCCCUCCCUCCAUAUCGUAUCC
Molecule: messenger RNA, 1305 nt
Organism: Oncorhynchus tshawytscha (Chinook salmon)
Lineage: Eukaryota; Metazoa; Chordata; Actinopteri; Salmoniformes; Salmonidae
Product: otolith matrix protein 1
Exons: 10
Coding region: 112-1215 (367 amino acids)
Biological process (GO): iron ion transport
Cellular component (GO): recycling endosome; plasma membrane; early endosome
Source: RefSeq, a predicted model, not a curated record